This is a messenger RNA of Gymnodraco acuticeps, 4377 nucleotides long. Its product is annotated as solute carrier family 25 member 53-like. The transcript has 8 exons. The coding region runs from base 492 to 1364 and encodes 290 amino acids. Lineage: Eukaryota; Metazoa; Chordata; Actinopteri; Perciformes; Bathydraconidae. The record is from RefSeq and is a predicted model, not a curated record.
CUUGGGAACACGCCCUAGUACGGUAGAAGACAACAAGUUGAUCGACAGACGAAACAACCAAUCGCCCGCCGCGCAACGUAUAGCAUAUUGGCCAAUGGUAUUAAGAGGCGGGCCCUCACGUACACCGGCAGAUGCUCAGUGCGCCCGUUUACGACCGUCAUACAUGGACCUGAUUGAGGGAUGCUUCACAGUUUUCUCUGUAUUAAGGUCAACACAUGUAGAAAAUGUGUUGCCAUCGUAACUUCAUUAAUAACGAGAGAUAAGCUCCAUCCAAGUGCAGUCCAAGGAAACAAAGACGCCUUUGCUUCUCCAUCACUGAACAGAGGGAAAUGUAAAGGAACUACGUUAUAUAAUCUUUAUCGUUUUGCUUUUUCGCUGUUUACUAACGGCUUGCUGGUUCCUGUUUCAUCCUCGGUUGUCAGCAUCAGUCCAGCUAUCCUGCAUUGAGGCGACACUGAAGUGUUUGUGGUCAAUUUGUACUCAGCUCAGGAAUGGCAGGAAGCCUUAAACCUAAACAAGAUGAAGAGGGCUGCCGGGAUCAGAUGGUGCGUUCCAACACCUUCUUUCACGGGGGGACCUCAAGUUUACUCUCCACCCUCAUCACUUUUCCUGUCUACAAAACGGUUUUCCGUCAACAAAUCCACAACGCUGGUGUUUCUGAGGUAGUGAGGCAGCUUUACAGUGAGGGACAUGUAAAGCUCUACAGGGGCGUGGUCUCACCACUUCUGAUGAAGACCCUGGGUAAUACUCUGCUCUUUGGCCUCCAGGACACCAUCCUCCAUCAGUUCACCCCAUCAUCCCAGAAUCUCAUCUCCCACUCAGCCUUGCCUGCUCUGGCUGGGUUUGGUGCAGGCAUGGUAGAAGCUGUUGUUUGUACCCCCCUUGAGCGUGUCCAGAGUGUGUUGCAAAAUGGCAAAAACUACCGCAAUUUACCCACCCACAAAAGUAUCCUUGUCAGGCUGAAUGCACAGAAGUGGUCCUCAGGGUACUACAGAGGCCUUCUGCCCAUCACAGCCCGCAAUGCUCUUGGCAGCUUUAUCUACUUUGGCCUGAAGGAACCGUUAAAUGCUGCUGUGGAGGGACAGGGGCUGUCUCCAGUGGUUUCCUCCUUCGUCUCAGGGGUGCUGAGCUCCAUGGUUAUCAGCUUGCCUCUCUAUCCACUGACUGUGCUGGCUGCAAACAUGCAGAAACAGGUGGGAGGGGAGAAUAAAGGGGUCAUGGCUUCGUGGAAGACGCUGUGGGAAUCUCGGCAGCGGAGUGUGGCUCUGCUGUACAGAGGAGGUUCUCUGGUUGUUUUGAGAUCAGGCAUUUCAUGGGGAAUCACCACUGCUAUCUAUGACAUGCAGCAGAAAUAUUCAGGCUGAAGGGCAGUUCAAACCCUACUUUCAUGAGGUGCUGUAAUCAUUGUCUUUUCACUGUAGACAUUUUGGCCUGUCAUAGUAGAAAAAGCAUAUUGAUUUUAACAUGAUUGGUUGUGAUCAAUUCAUGUGUCACCCUAAACUGUGCCAUGUAUCUCACAUGAAAAGAUCCUGAAGCUGAACCAUCUAAAAGGAAUUCAUUUUUAUUAUUUACACCUCUGCUUUUCCUUCUGCGACAUGUCAACAAGGUUUUGGUGGAAAAGUUCAAUGGAAAUUGCAAGUUUAGCCAUGAUGCAUUAACUAGUUCAAAUCAACACAGCAUACUGCCAAUCUUUGUCAGAAUGCCAAAGCCAGGGGAAAUCACCACUGCCAGGACUUGAACCAAGGUCUCUAUAGUGGUUGCUGAAUAUUAAUCAUCAACCAAUUUGAAUACAGUAAUAAUAGACUUCUAUAUUGUGGGCAUGGAGAGGGUUGCAACAGUUUGAAAGAUUUUCACAUUUUGAUAACCAUCUCAGAAAAUAUCCCAAUUUUACAGUAUAGAAUUAUAAUAAUAAACUUGAAAACAAAAUAAAAAGAAUAAUAAAUUGCAUUUAACUUUAACAUGUCAUGUAACUAAAGUGUGUUAAAUGACAAUGUAGCAACAUUAUAUUAUCUCCGUCUUUUUUCAUCAAUACUGUAGAACAGCAAAUGAUAUGUCAACCGUCAUUCAGGUAAACCUUGAACAGGUACGCUCCAAUCUUACUCGUGAAUCCCAGGUGCCUUGUAUUUUUUAUGUCUUGUAGAGACAUUUCAUCAACUAACCUCCUCAAAGUUAGUUUACUCAUCAGGGGGAGUACAGCUCAGGCGAAAAAGUGUUUUUAUUUUCCUCUAGGCCUCUUGAGGAACUAUUAUUUUUACCUAAUGGUAGCUUGUAGAUACAGUAGCAGUAACCCACAUUAUGAAUUUGGGUGUGGAUUUUGUAAAAUAUGGAUUCCAGCAAGGCAGGAUCUAAAGAAAAUUGGCUUCAGUAUGAAAAAGUAGCAUUCCUAACUUUAGGGCUGGACCCAAAAGGAAGUGAAGGUCAGAAUAUUGACCCCUGUUGCCUUGAACUCGUCUUUUAAAGUGCUUAAUCAUUUGACCAUUAACUGCAUAAAGGGAGAUCAAAACAUUUGUAUUGUGUAAUGUCAAAAGAUUUGUGAAUGUUAUGUAUGAUAAAGAUGAUACAUGUGAGUUGAAGCACAGGAACAAAUAAGACAAAGUUGUACAACCCUGUUGCCUCUCAGCAAGAAGAUACUGAGCUAUAAUGCCGUUGGUGCUGUCCUGUGUGAGUAUGCAUGUUCUCCCCUUGUCUGCAUAAAGGAUACAUAGACAUGCAGGUUACAUUAGUCAGAAACUAAAUGUAAAUAUGUUAUCAUGUGUUGUCUUUGCUUAAAAUAAUCUUUGAUUUAUCAAAUCUAGCAGAUUAAAUAGCAGCAACAUUAAAGUGAAGAACUCUCAGAAUUAUAAUCCAUUAUACAAUAUACAUUAAGAAAUGGGUCAUACUGCUCAUACUUUUAACGGAGUACAUUUUGAAUGCAGGACUUUUGCUUGUAAAACGUUUAUACUUUGUGGUAUUACUAUUCUUUGAGUAUACCUGAGUACCGUGUGUACCCCUCUGAACCUUUACUUUCUUCUAAUUUACCAGAACAACCUCAUAUUAUAUUUUUUCAGAAUACAAACUGUUUCAUCAAAGUGCAUUAAAAAAAUCAAUCUUAUUGGCCAAAUAGUUUUGUGUUUUUGUGAUGUAGCCUACAUCUUACUAUUGUCCUAUUGAAAAUUACUUUUGUCAAACCAUGUUAUGCCUCAACCAGUCCAGUAGAUGGUAUGUGUGUGUUAAAAAUGAAAAAGCAUCCAGAUCCAUGACAAUGGGAGCCCAGUGUUCGUGCAUUUUUCCACCCAGGUACGGGGCGGAGGAACAAAUGAUUGAACAGAUAACAGCAUUCCUCGGCAAGAACAGGCAGCUGUGCCCAGGCAGCAGCCUGUCAUAUUUCAGGGAAGUCAAGUAGCAAGCGUGUCCAAUCAAAUGUAUUCCUGGUUUGGGAGCCAAUCAGAGCCAGCAUAUCGGUGUCCAUGUUGGCGUACAGAAGGGUGUGUUGACUCUACUUAAACCGUUGUCUUUUCCCAAAUUACGCAGAAGCAUUUUACCCGUAAAGAAUCUACGCACAUCUGCACCAGACAUCUUCCAAAAUGAGCGCCAAAUGUCCAAUCAAGCAGGAAGUGGUGGAUUUUAAUAAGGGAAAACUGAAGAGGACUGAAACUGCCGAAAAAUGCUGUCUUCCAACGUUGGAGGCAAUUCGUGAUGAGAAGUUAGCCAUUGAAGAGAAAUGUGCCAAAGAGCCACUCAAUAAAGAGUUGGAAGGGUUUCAAAAAGACAUCCUCAAGAAGGCGGAAACGAAAGAAAAAAACCCUCUUCCAACAACUGAGGUAAUUGAUGCAGAGAAGGUAGCCAUCGAAGAGCAAUUGGUCAAAGAGCCACUCAAUGAGGAGGUUGGGUCAUUUAACAAGCAACAGCUCAAGAAGACAACCACAAAAGAAAAAAACAGACGUCCAACUGCCGCGGAAGUUGAAGCGGAGAAGAAAGCCCUGAAAGAGGGGAAGUAACUGAACCGUGCCUGUCAUGAUUCCUCUUUCAGUCCUGCUCUGUUACCGACUCUUCUUCUGAUAAAGAAUACUGUCCAGUAUCACGCCGCCUGCCUGUUUGAAGAAGUGUUUGGGCUGAUGCAUUGGAAAGGAUGUUCUGUACUCCUUGUAAAUGAAUGCAAGAGAUGUAUUUUUUUGUUUUUUGUCUGUGCUGAUUAUAUGGGGCAUGGAAAAAGAUAACAAUUAAAAGGAUUUUUUUUUUUUCAAAAACAUGAAUUGCUGUAUUAAUGGAAAUCCACCAAAAAUAUAUUGCACCAUAAGUAUGACUGUAAAUGUUGUCCUUCAGAAAUAUUCUAAGAAAUGACACUCAAACAUAACACUUUUUUUUUUUUUUAUUAAAUAAAAAUGGAUAUGUUAAACA